Molecule: messenger RNA, 498 nt
Organism: Aspergillus pseudonomiae
Lineage: Eukaryota; Fungi; Ascomycota; Eurotiomycetes; Eurotiales; Aspergillaceae
Exons: 2
Coding region: 1-498 (165 amino acids)
Biological process (GO): spliceosomal complex assembly; regulation of mRNA processing; protein phosphorylation
Molecular function (GO): protein kinase activity; ATP binding
Source: RefSeq, a predicted model, not a curated record
AUGCUAAAUUCUCGAGAGGAAGAGCGGUCACUUGCCACAAAUGGGUUCCAAGUUAUCGAUGCCGAUCACCUGGUUGAAGAGGAAGAGUUGCCUGAUUACAAGACCGAUUCUAUCCAGUUCGACUGGGUGAGGUUUUCCAAGAUCGCUAUCAAGGAUCAUCAGUAUGUCGCACUGAAAGUGUGCGUGCAUACCUCAAUGUUUCAUCGUGAACUCCCAGUUUACGAUCAUAUCUCCCGCCGAAUGGGAGAUACGUCACAUCGAGGACGAUGCAAUAUCCGAAGAUUGCUAGACUCUUUUCAAAUCAUUUGUCCAGAUGGAAAGCAUAUCGUCCUUGUCUUCGAAGCUGCCCAGAUGAGCCUACGUGACAUGAAGCUGGUGUUCCGGCGGGAUGGGUUUGAUGAAGACCUUGUAAAGGGAGCAAUUAUCGAGCUUCUCGAGGCGUUGGACUUUCUCCAUACCUAUGCAGAGAUUGUCCAUACUGGUAUCAUCUCUACCUAG